AUGACAGACACGCUAAUAGGUAUUCGGGGCAAAGAUUUCGUAGCGGUCGCCUGCGACACAUACGAAAAAUACUCAAUCAUUACCAUCAAAAAUGACGAUGAAAGCAAAAUCAGCAAAAUCGGAAAAUCGACGGUCUUGUUGCUGGGUGGACCGCUGGGAGACCGCGUACAUUGGGGAGAACAGAUCAAGAGGACGAUGAAGUACUACAAAUACAAGAACUCGCAGGAGCUAUCGACAAGCGCCGCUGCACAUUUCAUCAGGCUCGAACUAGCCGAAUAUCUCAGAAAGAGCCCCUACCAGGUGGAUAUGCUUAUCGCAGGAGUGGAUAAGGACGGGCCAAGUCUCUACUGGAUAGAUUACUUGGCGAGCUGCACAGCCGCAGAUACUGCCGUGCAUGGUUAUGGAGGGUUCUUACUCAGAGGACUGCUCGAUAAGGAGUACAAGCCAGACAUGACGCGAGAGGAGGCAAUAGCGCUGCUCAAACGGUGCAGGCAGGAGGUCAAAAACAGGUUCCUGCUGGCGCAGUCGAACUUCUCCGCGAAGAUCAUCGACGAACAAGGUGUGCACGAUGUCAACAUAGAGGGAGACGAAGCGCCAGAAAUAUUCAGGGGCCAUGUACAAAGCGCGACCAUCCCCGUGGAUGUUACCAUGCAGUAG
Babesia ovata is the source of this 657-nucleotide messenger RNA. RefSeq names its product proteasome subunit beta type 2. Lineage: Eukaryota; Apicomplexa; Aconoidasida; Piroplasmida; Babesiidae. Gene Ontology annotation, molecular function: peptidase activity. Bases 1 to 657 code for a protein of 218 amino acids. The record is from RefSeq and is a predicted model, not a curated record. The transcript is spliced from 2 exons. Gene Ontology annotation, cellular component: cytosol; proteasome core complex, beta-subunit complex; proteasome core complex. Gene Ontology annotation, biological process: proteasomal protein catabolic process.